Schistocerca gregaria is the source of this 1306-nucleotide messenger RNA. RefSeq lists its product as uncharacterized. Gene Ontology annotation, biological process: cytoskeleton organization. The transcript is spliced from 4 exons. The coding region runs from base 154 to 1065 and encodes 303 amino acids. Lineage: Eukaryota; Metazoa; Arthropoda; Insecta; Orthoptera; Acrididae. Gene Ontology annotation, molecular function: actin binding. The record is from RefSeq and is a predicted model, not a curated record.
AAUAGAAAAAAAAUGUUAUUAUUUUUGCUAGAAUCAACUUUUGCUCAUCUAUAUUGGUUCUUCUAUAAUUGAUAAAGCGCUUUAGUUUUUCAAAUUUUUAUUUACAGAUCUCGCGAGAACUGUGUAUAUCUCCUCGCACUGAUAAUUUAUAUCAUGGAUGAACAAGCUCAUCCCUCUCCCCCCAACGAUUUCAAGCGCGAAAAAACUUCAACUCAAAGAAACCAAGAGUUUGACCCUGCCAAUAUUCAAGAACACAUUAAAAGAUUAUCUCACAAAUUUCCUAUUGGCCACCAGCCAUACAGAGUAAUUGCUGGAGAAAAGGACAUUAAAAAAAAUUUUUAUAGAUCGCAACUGAAACCAAAAGAGCUUUUAUUUUUCAAAAACUGCUCCGACAGUAACUAUACAGUAUCCACAGUUUGUACAAAAGUACUUGUCGAAAAUUGCGACAAUGUCACCAUAAUGCUCAAUGAAAAGGUUAUGACCAAUAUAGUUGAACUAUGGAAAUGUAAAGAUGUAACUAUUCAUAUUGAUACUGCCAUAUACACUAUUCAACUAGACAUUUGCAAUAAUGUCAAACUUCUUUUUUCUCACAAGGAUAAUUAUCAUCAAGUUGUUUGGGCAGGAGUGGAUGACCUGUCUAUUGAAUUCCAAAAGGCAUCUGAGCACAACAUGCAAACAGGUCUUCGUCAGAUGAAAGAAAUUUACACUGAUUUGAAUGAUGAAAUCGAUCAGUUUAUUAUUCGCUUUUUAGAUGAUAAGUUAACAUCAGAACAGGUUGUUCGACUUUCAAAUGGAUACCCAACGACGAAACGUGAAGCUGAUGAAUGGGAUGCCCAACAAGCUAAAAAGGAUGAAGCAGCUGAAGAUAGAGUACGAAAAAUGCUAGACUUGGCACCUCAGCUGGGCAUUCAUAAUUUUGGUUUACAAAAAAGUGCCAAAGGCAAGGUUGGACGCAACGAACCUUGUCCGUGUGGUAGUAGCUUAAAAUACAAAAAAUGCUGCGCAAAUAAUACUCAGGGUGAACGCCUUGCAAAAAGCAUUGUCCCUGAAGAAAAAGUAAAAUAGAUCAAAGGUUUCCAACUGGGGAACUAAGAGGUCUACUUCCUAAUAAAUGCAAUUUAUUGUCUUUUGCAUAAUAGAUACAUAUUAUUUUAUUCUCAGUGUUCUUACAAACUAAAAAGUGUCUUAUAAAAUAUGGAACAUGUGAACAAAUAAAACCGUUAAGUUGAUCGUUAUUUUUAAAGUUUUAUUGAAGCACAGACAGAUAGCAGGUAUGCUUCAAUUGAACAAAAAGGCGUUUCGAAAA